Molecule: messenger RNA, 1140 nt
Organism: Ciona intestinalis (vase tunicate)
Lineage: Eukaryota; Metazoa; Chordata; Ascidiacea; Phlebobranchia; Cionidae
Source: RefSeq, a predicted model, not a curated record
AUGGCCUUUGGCAUCAUCUUUGUACUUCUCGUGGUGCUUACAUUUGUAGUGCAGAAAUUGCCAAGAGAUAUAUAUCCAGCAAACAAGCUUAGCAUAGCAAAGGGAGUGCAGAAAAAUACCGAGAGUUUGCAUAGUAUUGGCUCAUGUAUGAAACCACCUACGGCGAUAAAUUACACCAUUUGUAAGACUCUACCAGUCUUACCUGUAAUAUGUGGAGAUGGGGCGAAAAAAAGAGAUUUUGAUGAAACUGGAAUAAAAUACAAAGUCCCCAAUAUUGUAUAUCUUGUAAUGGUCGGGAAUCCAACCAUUACAUUUGACUCCGUUAUGUAUUUAACCCUUCGGUCAGUAGCGAGAAUACAACAGCCUGAAGCGAUUGUCAUCUACUAUUCACCUGCUGAACCAACAGGUGAAUUCGCUAAACGAGCAAACCAAGAGAUUCCGUGUCUUCGUUGGGUUAAAGUAGAAGACCCUAAAGUGGUCAAGGGUGUCGAGCCGAUAGCGGAUUCCCGCACUGAAAUAAUUCGAUUUCAAAAACUGAUUAAGCAUGGCGGUAUAUACGUGGACAAUGACGUUAUUCAACUUAAAAGCUUUGAUCCACUUCGCCACUAUUCCUUUGUUGCAGGGCGUGAACACGCAGUGAGCAUCAAUGACGGAAUCUUGUUGGCCGAACCUAAAUCACAUUUUCUUGACAAGUUCUUUCAUGAAAGCUAUUUGAAAGCUUAUGAAAAUUAUGAUCCAGUAAACUACUUUAAAUAUGGACAGGAUGGCCUGUUCCAAUUCUACCGAAAAAACAUGGCGUCGGACGUUCAUAUUGAAGAUUUUGCAAUCAACAGACCACUGCCCUUUGAAGGAUACGAAGGUGCUGGUGCGGCAGUUGAUAGCCACUAUGAUAUAAGUAAAAACUACGUACUGCAUAUACACCCAAGGGCUGCUGUUAACCCUAAACCACAAUUGAAAUACAUUUAUACGGAUACUGAAGAACAAGUCCGCACCAGAGAUAACAUAUACGGAGCAGCAGCUAGAAUAGCUUACUUUGGAAGUCCAGAUCUUAUAUUUAAACCUGGUGAAAAAGUUUACAAUCAAACACCCACGAUUAAGUUGAAACCGUUGCCGAAGAUUGAACCAGAUACCAGUGAAUAG